Messenger RNA from Aspergillus bombycis, 1881 nucleotides. RefSeq lists its product as uncharacterized. The record is from RefSeq and is a predicted model, not a curated record. The transcript is spliced from 3 exons. Bases 1 to 1881 code for a protein of 626 amino acids. NCBI's taxonomy places the organism in Eukaryota, Fungi, Ascomycota, Eurotiomycetes, Eurotiales, Aspergillaceae.
AUGGCUUCAACAACGUUAAUGACAUUUCUCCUAUAUACUAAUCCCCAGGUCAAGUCUGUCAAACUGCUAGGCUCAUGGGACAACUUCACCAAGUCGUAUCCUAUGGAGCAUGACAGGCGUGUUGGUCCGGGCCAUUGGAGGGGAUGCCAUAGUUUUACCAGCAUAAUAUGUGAUGGGACGCCGAAGAAUAUGGGUUCAUCUCGCUCCGGUGGGCUCAAAAUGGGCGGCACAUAUUGGUAUUAUUACUUGCUGGACGAUGAUGUGGAGCACUAUAAUCAUGCAGAACCAUUCACCUCGCAUUGUCCUCUUCUUCCAGGCCAGCCUGUCAAUGUUCUUCAUGUUCCUAUCAUUUUGCCGGAUACACGUCCGAUUCAUUUCUGUGAUGGAAGCCCAAGCCCGCAACAAACAGAAGAGCGGACUAUGAACCCUGAUGAUAAAUAUAUGAACCCCCGAAACCCCCCCAAACCAGCGCUUCCACGCCUCCGUACAUCUCCUCCACUGCUACAACAACCAACUCCGGCUUGGUCUUUCAGCACCUCCCCUUUAGGUUUAUUAACCAACAGGGGCGCUUCUCAGCCUAAUAGUGCGACGCCUAAGGCUACAAUUCAGCAUGGUCACAGAGCGCCAGGUAGCAAAACUGCUCGAUCAGUCUCUCCUCCAAGAUCAAGGGGCCUUCGAGCUGCCUUCCGACAAUGGAAUGCAUCCUCGCCUGAUCUCAACGUGGCAGAUAAUCAGAAUAAUGAUUCUAUAAAGCCCAGACCGGCCUUCAAGCCUGCCAUGGAGCGUACUGAAAGCCUCAAACCCCCUCAAAACACGUUGAAGGAUCACCAUGCGGAUCAGACGGGCCAUAGGUCGAAGGAGACCCUACUACCCCGGCGGCCUGCAUCUUCCGUACAUCCCCUGAAUACGGUGCUAUCUAUCCAGGAUCGGCGUGCCCUAAAUCCCAAAAUCACGGAACAUGCGACUCCCAGAACUCCUUUGACUCUUCAAACAAACCAUGAGAUGAAUGCCACUAGAAAUCGUGACCUAGAGAGGGCCCAUCCACAUGCCCCUCAAGAUUCUGUCACUUCGGUGGAUUCCAUCUCCUUGCUCACGACUACCUUGCCAGUGGCAGUUGAAGAUGCUGUAACCCCUACGCCAUUCACCUCCACAGAAAAGAGGCUCCCCACUCUACCGAAUACUCCUUCGUCAGUCAUGGACGAGGCACUGCGUGAUCUCGAAGCUCGAGAAAAGGAGCUCGAUGCGGAAAAUCUUGGCAGUCAUUUCUCUGACUUCAGUACGACGGAGUCCACGAGCAGCUCUCCAUGCGAGAGGAGCCACUUUUCCAAAUGGAGUACAGAUACAGAGGUGGUGUCCCCUGAGUCCAUGACGCCUUCGCUUCCUUUCAACAAUGGUACCCAAACUUUUUCUGCUCUUGAAGGGAUGAGUUUUGCCGAACUGUGGAAGAGCUCUGUUCCUGCUGAAACAAGUGAUCCAAAUACUCCACAACUUACUGUUAAUUCAAGAUCUUCCCCCACCACACUCAGUGGUGACUCACCUCUCCUCGAUCUGCCGCCUCCUCGUCUUACUGUCUCUUUAUCCCCCUCCGAUAUGGAUUUUUCUGGUCUUUGUAUCAGUGAUUCUGAUGAGGUCGAAAGAGAUCCCAAGCGCCAUGCAGCAUUCUUUGGGGGAAUAGAAGGACUUGGGCUUCUCCAAAGCCCCGAACCCUCUACUGUGCAGUUUGCAGGAAACGUCCGAGAUGAUACGGAAACGAUACAUAACGAGAAGGGUGCUAUGCUCAGUAAUGGCCGCUUCAGCAUUAGCUCGCUGCCAGGGCAGUCUGCAGCAAUGCAAGAAAUGAUGGACGAGUUGAGUUAUCUCAAAUCAAUGAUUCAAUCUUAG